AUGUCGGUUUUCGGUUUAAAAUUUUGUUGGGGAGAUUUAGACGUUGUUUAUCAAUGGAAAUCCGUGGAUUUUGAAUUUCCAAACGAUGGAAUAAGAGAAAAUUAUUUAAAUACUGGAGAAUACGUACCUGGAACUUAUGCAUUACCGCUUGACGUAGACGUUUGGUACAAAGGAAACGAACGUUCGGUUUUUUUAACAUUUCCAAAAUUUUUCAAAGGGAUUCCAACGACUUUGGGUAAAAUAUCAUCGAAUCAUCACAACGGAUCACAUUUGGUACAAGCAUAUCCGGAUUGGUCUUGGCAUUCUCAAACAAAUUGCGAUGGAUUGAUUUCCGUUUUUAGAACGCAAAUAGAUAAAUGCGAUAGAUUGUGGGCAGUGGAUUCAGGAGUCGUGGAUUUAACAUUACCAACAAGAAGGAGACAAUGUUCACCGAAAUUAAUGGCAUUUAAUUUAAAUAACGGACAUUUAAUUGUAAAACACGUAUUUCCAGAAACUUUGUUGAAGGAAGAUUCCCUUUUGACAAAUCUUGCCAUUGAUAUUUCGGAUGCAAGUAGUAACGGUUGUUCUGAUACUUUUGUUUACGUAUCUGACACUAUGGGAUACUCAUUAUUAGUUUUGGAUUUAAAAAGGAAUAAAUCGUGGAAGAUAACAAAAAAUUCAAUGUAUCCGUAUCCGCCACACGGAAUGUUUAAUACAAACGGAAUAGAAUUUGAAUUAAUGGAUGGAAUUUUGGGAAUGGCUCUCGGACCGGGUGAUAACAAUGAUAAAACAUUAUUUUAUCAUUCUUUGGCAAGUUUGAGAGAAUCAUCUGUACCCACGUCAAUAAUAAAAAACGAACAAAAUUUUUUAACUACAAAUAUGGCUAUAUCGAAACAAUUUCAAACUUCUAAAGAAGCAAGAAAUUAUCAAUCAGCUGGUCAAGCGUUCGAUAAAAACGGGAUUUUAUAUUUUGGUAUGGUUGACAAUACUUUAAAUUGUUGGAAUCAUAGAAAACCGUACGUUAAAGAAAAUCUUCACGAAUUAAUUAAAGAUGACGUAAAUUUACGAUUUUCCUCCGGAUUGAAGGUUAUCGAUAAUCCAAACGAAGGAGAAGAAGUAUGGAUGGUGACAAAUAAAUUUGAAAAAGUAAUGGUUGGACAACAAAAUCCAUCCGAAUACAAUUAUAGAGUAUUAAAAGGAAACGUGAACGAAUUAUUAAAGAAUAGCAAAUGUAAACAAGAACAAAUAAUAACUUUUCCGAUGAAAAAUUUUCAUAAUGAAAAUAAAGUUACACACGGAAGACCGUCUCAAAGUUCCGGAUACGGAUAUCAUCAUAACAAUCGACAAAACAAUAAUUAUUAA
Molecule: messenger RNA, 1341 nt
Organism: Pediculus humanus corporis (human body louse)
Lineage: Eukaryota; Metazoa; Arthropoda; Insecta; Psocodea; Pediculidae
Product: major royal jelly protein 4 precursor, putative
Exons: 8
Coding region: 1-1341 (446 amino acids)
Cellular component (GO): extracellular region
Source: RefSeq, a predicted model, not a curated record